UUUGUUUUUUUUCCCCAUCAUCAUCAAAUCGCAACUUUCAUAGUGCGUCCAGCAACUCCUCGAUUUUUGGGCUGAGUCCGCAGUUCUUCGAUUAAGAAAUGCAGACAUGGCGGCGAACCUUCGCCACGUCCUUCGCCAGACUGAACCAUAAGCCCGCAGCGACAUCGACCUCCACUCCCACCACUCUCCUGUGCGCGCAAAUCCUCCAGAGGAGCCAACAGAAGCCUUGCAGUCUGGAAGAGCAGGAAAUUCAACUACGCGGGUUUGUUCGUUCGGUCAGAAAGCAGAAACGCUUCGCUUUUGCUGAGAUUUCCGAUGGAUCCACCGUUCAAUCUGUGCAGGCGAUUUUGAGCCCUGCGCAGGCAGCCGAUUUGUCCACCGGAACGGCGGUAGAGAUAUCGGGGAUCUGGAAGGCCUGUCCAGCUGGAAAGGAGCAGACCCAUGAGCUGCAGACGACGGCUGUGAAUGUCUUGGGUGAAAGCGACGCCGAGACAUAUCCCAUUCAGAAAAAAUAUCAAACUCCCGAAUUCCUCCGCCAGAUUCCUCACCUACGGUUUCGCACGCCGUUUAAUGCCCUCCUCGCGCGCUUCCGCUCCGAAUGUCUGUACCAACUUGGAAAUACCUUUCGCAGCGUCCCAAGCGGAGGAUUCGUACAGGUCCAGCCGCCGCUGAUUACAUCGUCAGACUGUGAGGGGGCCGGGGAGACAUUUGCCGUUGUUCCGCGUGAAGCCCUCGCGACGGAACCGAAAGCAGACGAGGACGACCACUUCUUUAAGGCUCCCAAGUACCUAACCGUAUCUUCGCAACUCCAUCUCGAGGCUUACGCCGCGGAGCUCGGCAAUGUUUGGACUCUCUCCCCUAUGUUCCGGGCCGAGAAGAGCGACACUCCUCGGCAUCUGAGCGAAUUUUAUAUGCUGGAGGCUGAGGUCAAUUUCCUCUCUGACUUGGACGGCCUCACGGGUCUUGUUGAGUACCUCCUCCGAGACGUCACGCGCCGACUCUACGACACCGCAGCAGCGCAAGAACUCUUCUCCAUCCAACGCGAAAGCAAUCCGGAGUCAUCACCAUCCACUGCUACACAGGAAACGCCGCCCGACCUCGACCUCCGGCAGCGCUGGCUAGAUCUCAUGAACGGGCCCCGAUGGCGGCGCCUCACGUAUACCGAGGCGAUCACUCUCCUCCAAGAGGCCGUUGCGCAAGACAAGACAUCGUUUGAAUACGCUCCGAGCUGGUCGGGCGGGCUGCAACUCGAGCAUGAGCGGUACAUUGUGGACGUGAUCAACGACGGCCAGCCGGUCUUCGUCACGGACUACCCGACCGCUCUGAAACCGUUCUACAUGGCUCCUUCCGCCGAGAACCGCCGGUCGGUCGGCGAAACGGUCGCGUGUUUCGAUCUUCUCCUCCCCGAAGUCAGCGAAGUGGCGGGCGGGUCGCUGCGCGAGCACCGUCUCCCGAAUCUGAUCCAGAACAUGCGCGAGCACGGGCUCAUCAAGCGGGAGUCCGUUUCGCCAAACGGGGUGGUAUAUCCUCAUCUUCUUCCCGGGGAAGAUCUGGCGCAUUUACAGUGGUAUGUGGAUCUCCGACGCUGGGGGACGGCGCCGCACGGGGGGUUUGGCCUGGGGUUUGAUCGGUUCCUGGGCUACUUGACGGGGGUGUCGAGUGUGCGGGAUAUUGUUGCGUUUCCGCGGUAUUUUGGACGAGCAGAUUGUUAAUUAUAUUAUCUCCUGUUAUCGACUAGAAAAUCUCGGUUCCCUAAAUUGGGUUAUUUCGAUCGAGAUGGCCUAGUAAAGUCUGCCGAGGUUAUUCUCUUGUACACUCUGUACUUGGUACGUAAGUAGCCUAGUGAGUAGGCCCUAGGGGAAUCUCCACAGUGGAUCCGAUAAUAAAAAAAAAUAAAAAAAAAAAAAACAAAAAACAAAAAAGGC
Aspergillus ochraceoroseus IBT 24754 is the source of this 1925-nucleotide messenger RNA. RefSeq names its product asparagine--tRNA ligase SLM5. Gene Ontology annotation, cellular component: mitochondrion. The record is from RefSeq and is a predicted model, not a curated record. The transcript is spliced from 3 exons. Lineage: Eukaryota; Fungi; Ascomycota; Eurotiomycetes; Eurotiales; Aspergillaceae. Bases 99 to 1712 code for a protein of 537 amino acids. Gene Ontology annotation, molecular function: ATP binding; asparagine-tRNA ligase activity; nucleic acid binding. Gene Ontology annotation, biological process: asparaginyl-tRNA aminoacylation.